This is a messenger RNA of Syzygium oleosum, 672 nucleotides long. Its product is annotated as glycine-rich cell wall structural protein 2-like. The transcript has a single exon. Lineage: Eukaryota; Viridiplantae; Streptophyta; Magnoliopsida; Myrtales; Myrtaceae. Bases 37 to 522 code for a protein of 161 amino acids. The record is from RefSeq and is a predicted model, not a curated record.
UCCAUCUCGUCAAAUUCCACCACCACCAUCACCACGAUGAAGAACAAAGCCACCACCACCAUCACCACCACCACCACCACCGCCCUCUCCCUCCUGGCCAUCCUCUUGCUGCUCAUCUCGACCGCCUCCCUCGCCUCGGGCCGGCCCGGCUCGUCCGGAUCCGACCGCAAGUCAGCCAAGGGGAAGGGGCACGCGGACGAUGACGGGCCCGGCGGGUUCUUUGGCCCGGGGGGCGGCAGCGGCGGGUUCGGGGACAUACCCGGGCUCGGGAACGGGUGGGGCAGCGGGAUCGGCGGCGGGUACGGGGCUGGGUACGGGGGUCCCGGCGGGGGUUACUCCAAGGGAGGCGUGAUUAGGCCCACCGUGGUGUGCAAGGACAAGGGCCCGUGCUACCAGAAGAAGCUGACGUGCCCGGCCAAGUGCUUCACCUCCUACAGCCGCUCCGGGAAGGGUUAUGGCGCCGGGGGCGGCGGCGGCGGCUGCACGAUGGAUUGCAAGAAGAAGUGUAUCGCUUAUUGCUGAAAAUGAGUGAGGUAAGGCAUGUGUAAGAGAGGGGUUUCCUAGGACUACUCUCAGAAUGCUACAAUAUGUAUUGUGUAAGCGAUCGUUUUGAUGCUGUUUCAUUAUGUAAGCUGCUUUUGGCCGAGAUCAGUUUACUCUAUAGUUCUACUA